Molecule: messenger RNA, 2532 nt
Organism: Prorocentrum cordatum
Lineage: Eukaryota; Dinophyceae; Prorocentrales; Prorocentraceae
Source: the annotation of a GenBank genome assembly
AUGUUCACCAGGAAGUCUGCCCCGAAGGCGCCGAAGGCGGAGGAGGCGCCCAGCAUGACGCCACUGCCGCGUGGCGAUCAGCCCAAGGCGGCGCCUGCCACCCCAGAGGCGGUCCUGAAGCCUGCCGACCCCGCCCCGCAGCCGCUCCAUCCGAAGCCGCCCCCGGCCAAGGGGAAGACGGAGCUCGAGGCGCCCGCCAGGCCCGUCGCCUCGCUGUCGGAGAAGCCGGCGCCAUCCGCGGUGGAGCCGAAGAAGGGCCACCCAGACACCCCGGGCGGGCCCACCAGCAGCCAUGACCCUGCCGCGGUGCCACAGGGCGGCAAGGCUGCCUCGCUGGUCUCUGGAGGCGCUGCGGCCAGCGGUGCGGCCACGGCCGCGGCUCCUGCGAAGGCGUCCGGCCCCGUGGCACGCACGGCGGCCGCCGCUGUCGUGACCGAGGGACAGAGUCAGGUCACCUCCCAGGAGCGCAUGGUGGCCACGGGCUCAGUGAUGGCGAAGGGCGCGGGCGCUCAGGCUGAGGUGCCCAAGGCACCGCCGGCGGCCAAGGCCAAGGCCAAGGCCGCCGCAGCGCCUUCGGCCACGUCCGCUCCGCCCGCCUCCGCCGCGGCCUCGGCUGCGGCCCCGCCUUCCUCUGCCGCGGCUGCCUCCGCGCCCAAGAGCGUGCUGCAGAUGGUCACCGGAAAGCCAGAGCCCGCGCUGGUCUCGGGCACGGGCUACCCCAAGGUGCAGCCGAGUGCAGUCUCGGAGUCUACGGGUCCUGCGCGUGCGUACGCGAAGUCGGCCGCAGCGGCCAUCGCGGCCGUGCCCAAGAGCGCCGAGGUGCCGAAGGAGGGGCCCGCGGCGGUGGCGGUGGGUCGCGCGCUGGCUGCUGGCGCCUCCGGCGUCAACACCUCUGGCAAGAAGCCGUCGGUGCCCGUCAGCAAAAAGUACCAGAUCGUCUUCGUGACCAGCGAGGUCGCGCCUUUCUCCAAGACCGGCGGUCUGGGCGAGGCCAUGGACGGCCUCCCGACCGCUCUCGCGGCGCUCGGGCACCGCUGCAUGGUCAUCAGCCCGCGUUAUGACCAGUACAAGGAGGCCUGGGACACGAGCUUCUGGAGCUCCGUUACGAUGGGGGGCGCGCAGGAGCCUGUGCAUUUCUUCCAUACGUUCAAGCAGAAGGUUGACUACGUCUUCGUGGACCAUCCUACCUUCCUGGAACGCGUCAACGGCAUGUCUGGCUCCAAGCUGUACGGCCCCGAGUGGGGCAAGGAUUUCGCCGACAACCAGUCACGCUUUGCAUACUUCUGCAAGAGCGCGCUCGUGGCCAUGCGGGAGCUGCCCCUGGCAGGCUACCCGUACGGAGAGGACGUGGUCGUGGUGGCCAACGAUUGGCACAGCUCUCUCGUGCCCAUGUUCAUCGACGUCGAGAAGCGGAAGGACGCGACCGCCUGGGUCAACACUAAGUCGUUCUUCCUGUGCCACAACGCGGUGUUCCAGGGCCGCUUCGAGCUGGAGCCUGGCCUGGCAGAGGUCUUCGGUGUGCCGCAGGAGUACAUCGACAGCAUCACCUUCCAGAUGCCUCUGAAGGUGGGCAAGUACAACAAGAAGGUCAAGCUGGUGAACACCAUGGCGGCGGGCAUUCUGUACUGCGACCGCGCGCUCACAGUGUCGCCCUCGUACGCCGCGGAGUGCGCCGUCGACCCCGAGAAGGGCGUGGAGCUCGAGCGGCUCUUUGCCAUGGCCAAGGUUACCGGCAUCUUGAACGGCGUGAAGGAGGGUGUGUCCUCCGAGGACAAAAACUUCGUGACUAAGACCAAGAUGUGUUGCGGUACCUUCACCGCCGCCACCGUCGACGUCGCCAAGGCGCAGCUGAAGGCCGCAUAUCAGCAGGAGAACGGCUUGGGCGCCUCCUCUGGCCCCAUGAUGUGUUUCAUCGGCCGCUUGGACGCGCAGAAGGGCUACGACCUGCUGCUCGAGAGCCUGAUAGAGGUGCUCGAGGACACCGAGAUGCAGGUGGUCAUCGUGGGCGCCGGCCGCGCCGACCUUGUGCAGCAGACGAAGGCGGUGGAGAAGAAAUUCCCGAAGAAGUUCUUCUACGCUGGCUGGAUGGGUCCGGAGCGCUACGCCCUUCUCGCCGGCUGCGAGUACACGCUGCUGCCAUCCCGUUGGGAGCCCUGCGGCCUGGUCCAGAUGGAGGCGAUGCGCAUGGGCACCCUGCCCAUCGUCGCUCCCACUGGCGGCCUGAAGGACACUGUGGAGGACGGCGUGAACGGCCUCUGGACCGACGCGGAGAUGACGGUGGAGGCUGAGCUGGACGACGCCUCGAGCGAGUCGAUCUCCAAGGCAAUCCGCCGUGCCUGCGAGAUCCACACGAGCACUCCCGAGAAGGAGGUCGAGAUGAUGAGAGCCGCGAUGGCGGCAUCCGCAGAGUUCACUUGGAGCAACGCGGCCAUGCAGUACGAAGCGCUCUUCGACGAGGUCGGUGCCGUGGAUAUCCUCGGGGCCGCGAAGGACAAGACGGUGACCCUGGAGACGGACAAGCAGGUCUGCUGA